Messenger RNA from Monoraphidium neglectum, 1449 nucleotides. RefSeq lists its product as hypothetical. The record is from RefSeq and is a predicted model, not a curated record. The annotation marks the transcript as partial. The transcript has a single exon. Lineage: Eukaryota; Viridiplantae; Chlorophyta; Chlorophyceae; Sphaeropleales; Selenastraceae.
GUGGUCGCCGGCCUCCCACUCGCGCCUGGUUGCCCGGGCCUGGGGGUCGUGCAUGUCAUGGCCCAGCGCCUGUCAGACCAGUGCGCCCCGGACGCCGCACUGUCCAAGGCCGCCGCCGCUCUGCUGCAGCGGCUGCCCCCAGCGGCAACCGUCGGUGUCGACGGGGCGGCGGCGGGGGCGGCGGCGGGCGACCUGGGGGAUCUGGAGGAAGUCAUCGGGCAGCUGCGGGGCAUGUGCCUUUCGAUGGAGCCCGCGCUGGCUGGGGCAGAGGGCGCUGGCGCGUCCGCGGCAGGGGCAGCAUUGGCGGCGACGCCGGCGGCGGCCGCGAAAUCCGGGCGUGGGGGGGCCACUGCGCGGCGUGGGCGUGGGGCCUCGGGCCGGGGCGGCGGCAAGGCAACGUUGGCGGCGCGGGUGGCGGCGCAGGCAGCGAACUCGGAUGGCGAUGAGGCCGCGCCGAGCAGCGCCGCAGCUGCCGGGUCGGUGGGGACGGGCGCGCGGCGGCUGCCGCAGCGGUCGACGCGCAGCAAGGGGCGGUCCCUGGUGGGGGUGCUGCUGUCAUCCUCCUCCUCCAGCAGCGGGGAUGAUGACGCCGAUGACGUCACCAUGGACGACGAUGACGUCACGGCCCCGCGGCGCGGCGGCGGCGCCGGCGCGCCCGGGCCGCCCGCGGUGGCGGCGAGCAAGCCGUCCGUCGCCGCAAGGAUCGGCGGCGCCCGGCGUGUAGCGGUGGCAGCCCCGCCCGCCCCGCCGCCGCCCGCGGGCCCCCGAAGCGCUGCGGGCGACGAGUGGCCGGGCGUGAUUCAGACCGAGGAGGAGGAGGAGGAGGAGGAGGAGCAAGAAGGGCCGGGCGUUAUUUCAACCGAGGAGGAGGAGGAGCAAGAAGGGCCGGGCGUGAUUCAGACCGAGGAGGAGGAGGAGGAGGAGGAGCAAGAAGGGCCAGGCUUUAUUCAGACCGAGGAGGAGGAGGAAGAGGACAGCCGCUCAUCCCCUGAGGUGGGCCCCGCGCCGUCUCCGAGGCUGGCACCGCGCCGGGCGCGGCGUAGCGGGGGCCCGCGGGGGGCUGGCGCCGCGUCGCCGCUGGAGGGGCUGCAGCAACAGGGCGAGGAGGAGCAGGCGGAGGAGGAGGGAGAGGAGGAGGAGGACGGUUGGGUGUCAGCUGAGGAGGCGGAGGAGGCGGAAGACGGCAGCUCCAGCCCAGUUUGGGGCCAGGAGGAAGCAGUCCCCACGCAUGAGAAGCGCGCCUCGCACACGCCCUCGCUGGCGCCCGCCGCCGCGCGCCAGCCGCUCGGCGCCAGCGCGGCGGCCAACGCCUCGCGCCCGGCCGCGCCGCCGCCGCGGUGGGGCGGCGGCGGCACGGUGGGGCCGGCGCGGAAGGCGGCGCUUUCGGUGGGGGGCGGCGCGCGGCGAGUGACGGUCGAGGUGCGGUCUGACAGCGGCGAAGACGAGUGA